This is a messenger RNA of Westerdykella ornata, 477 nucleotides long. RefSeq lists its product as uncharacterized. Lineage: Eukaryota; Fungi; Ascomycota; Dothideomycetes; Pleosporales; Sporormiaceae. The transcript is spliced from 2 exons. The record is from RefSeq and is a predicted model, not a curated record. The coding region runs from base 1 to 477 and encodes 158 amino acids.
AUGAGCGACGACACCUCAUGUCGAGUCGCUGUAUACGUCAAAGUCACUGACAUCGAGGGCGACCUUCUUCGCAGACAUGUUACUUUAGGGCAAGCGUUCUGUUCCAGCGUACUCUCGCGAGACUUCCGUAACCAAAUUCAACCCGACGGGUAUGAUGCUUGCCACAUCCCUCCGAACUUCGACUCUGAUAAGGAUGUAUAUGUGUAUUUCCUCUUCGACAUAGGUGUCAAGGGGCGGUUACCUGAGGAGGACCUGUCACAGAUUCCACACUUCGUCUAUCUCGCUAGUCGGGCACAGGGGAAUUGGAACUUCAUUCCUCGUCCAAAAGCCAUAGAAAAGGCCAAGCAGAGAGCGCGGAAAUAUCCUUGGGGAGGCAUAGUGGAGCAGGAGAUGUUCGCAGAACUCCUUAAUCACGGCGACUCCGGGGGUGUCUCUCCUCUACACUCUGGGCAGUUUUUAUCAGGCUCGUCCUCCUGA